AAUCACUGUGUUCUGUAAUUAUUCUGUAAAUUAUACAUAAUUUAUAUACAGAUCCUUAUAAGACAACAGUUGAGUUAAGGACGUUUCGAGUUUUGUUGUGUCAUUUGUGUGUAUGAUGUAGCAAAUUGAAGUACAUAAUUACAACUACUGUAUGAGUCAUUUGUACCGGAUGAUGUCAUUAUGUAUACGUUAACACUAACUUUCAACCUAGUUGUGUGUGUGUGUAUGCAAGCUGGCUGGUUCAGCAUCCCACAUAUUAUCAAAAAAAUCUUUAGUGAAGCUGUCAAAUAUGGAGUUUAAGGAAGAGACUACAAAGGAAAGCUUUACAGAGGAUUCUGACGGACAAAUCCACAGCGAUGAGCCAAAACAAGAAACAAGCAAAGGCAACAUUUGCCAGCACUUCCUCUUGGGCAGAUGUCAUUUUGGUGACAGAUGUCGACUAUCUCACAGUUUGCCUGAUGUCCCUCAAACCACACAGGCAGAGGACCAUGACAAAAUGGUCCCAGAAAAGCAGAGCAAGAGCCAGAAGAAUGGAAAAAAGAUUCACACCGAUAAGAAAGAAAAGCUUGACAUAAAGACAGCAAGAGAAGAGCGUAGGAAGAAACCACGCAUGCGCACUGCAGAUGAUGUUAUCUCUAGAAUUAUAUGGGACCCCACAGUGGAUGCAGCUGACUUUGUGGUCGGUCAUCUGGAUCGUUUUCUUGGGGUGCUGGAACGCCCGUUCUCAGACUUCUCGUGGGAUACGGAGGUGUGCGACUGUGACUUCUAUGAGGAGCUGGCUCUCCCACGUCAUAGGAUUCAGUACUUUAGCUACAAAGGCCAGCGUGUGUGGGAUAAAGACAGUCGUACUGACAGGGUGUUCGGCUCCACAGGGCAGACUAUUUUGCCUCCUUUUAGAGGUGUAAAUCAACAAGAAAAUUUUACACAUAACACUGGGCAACACGAAGAGACUACCAACACAGCAGAUGUUUCAAACAACCUAGAGGAAACUGCAUCUGAUUCUUCUAAAGGAUCUGAUGUUGCAACAGAAGCAAACAAACAAGAUGAUGGAAAUGCUGAAGAUGAAAUUUGUAGUGACGGAUCACUUUUGCAAGAAGAAUCUGGGCAAAAUGAAGACAAAAAGAUAGAGGUUGCUGAAGAUGGUUUGACUCAGUCGGCAGAGGAGCUAUCUAUCACUAAGAAAGGAGAACAGACUGAAAUAGAGGAAGAAUGGAAGGAUAAAUGGGAUGGGGAGGGAGAAACAGAAGCUGAGCCUCCCUCAUCCAUACCGCAAGAGCCACGGUCUAUCCGUCCACCACGCAGACCCACUCACUUCAUCUGUUUCCGCGUGGACUCCCCCGCCGCUCUUCAGGCCUUCCAGCGGUGUCAGAGGAAAGUUCUGUCCCACCUUCCCCAGUCUGAACCACUGUGGGUCGACCCAGCGACAUUACACGUCACUCUCUCCCUGCUCGUCCUUAGUGGCCCUGAGGAGGUCAGAGUUGCUGGCGAACUCCUUCGUGCCACAAUCAUAAAUUCCCACAAAGCGCCUAUUUCGGUGUCCUUCAUGCCAAAACUGAAGCAUUUCAAUGGGACUGUUCUCCAUGUGACCCCUCAACCAAUCUGCGAUAUCCAGAGCUUGAAUUCCCCUCUGCAGGAGGUUUUCAGGGAGAAGGGCUGGCUUCAUCGCCAUUCACGAUGUCCCUCGUACCAUCUCACCCUGGCCAAAGCACAGGAGAAAAGGACAGAGAAGAUGUUUGAAGGAAUAGGGUCUGUGAAACUGGCCAAAGAUGUGAACUUUGGCAAACUAGAAGUAAAUAAACUUUAUCUUUGUGUAAACGGUCAUCCUAAAACUGAGAGCGGUUUCUACCAGGUUGUAUGUGCUGUUCAGGUUCCAAAUGUAUGAAUGUGCUUGUUUUUUAUCACCACGACUCCGUCCGUGAUAAUGAUUAUAACCAAAUCAAAGGAUUUCUUUUCAAUAAAAAAUGAAAUUGUUUUAGAUUCAAAAUCUUACCCAUGUCCCCCAAUAUUCCUUAAUAAUAUAAUGCACGUUUUUUAAGGGAUAGUUCACCGUUAAAUGAAAAUUCUAUCAUAAUUUAUUCAACCUCAUAUCAUUCAAACCUUUAAAACUUUAUUUUAUCUUAAGAGCACAAAAUAAGUUAUUUUAAAGAAUGUUGAUAAGAAAAAUGUUCGUCCCUAUUGACUUUUCUAUUAGCUUUUUCAUUUUGGAGUAAACUAUCCAUUUAAGGGCUGAAUAGGUUGAUCUUUCUAAAAUUCAUAUUUUUAACCAAUAUUAACCAUGUUUGCAAUUUUUAUUGCAAUGUGAAAACUUUCUUUCCAAGCAUUGAUAUUACUAACACAUUAUCAAAUAAAAGUCCCAUUUCAGUAACUGAACUACAUUGAAGUCUCUAACCUACAUACCUGAAUACAAUUCAGCUGAAUCUUAAAAUGAUACAUUUCAUACUUAUUAUUACAGUUGGUACUUUAUAUUUUGUACAUUCAUCAACACAUAUAACAUGCCUCUUUAUUUUGAGGUUUGUGCAUUUAUUUAUCAUUGCUCGGGUAAACACAAACACUUACAUAUGAUACAUCUGCUUCUUAUAUUUUUUAUUACUGCUAAUUGUAAGAGGCUCAGUGGCUCCAGCCCUGGCAGUGUUUUUGGAUCACAUAUCGAAUUAGACGUGAUGGCAAGAGCGCCAUUUUUCUUGAAAGUGGACGGCAUAUAAAUAAGUAAAACGUCAUGUAUUUCAACUGUUUUUAUAGCACAAGUAUUUAAUAAUUUAACAUUCAACAAACAACUCUGAACAGCUGUACAUUUGGCUCCUUGAAUGUCUUGAGAUCUAUUAUUUCAAAAGAGAUCAUAUCAAACUAAAUGAAGCAUUUUAUGAUUUCUUUCCAUGCCUUGCAAUUGUGUGUGAUACAGUAGCAGCACUGUUUGAGAUAUGACUGGGGAAGUCUUACAUACGUAGUAUAAUUUUGUAUUUCCUCUUGGAUACACCAUACUACGCGUACAUGAGUGGUUGUGCGCUCUCUUAUUCUCUCCAUCCCUCCCUCAUGUGCUUCUCUAUCUCGCACCCUUCCCCCAUCCUCUCGCUUUCUCUUUCAGUGACACAGAAAAACCAACACCACCCUCCCUCUCUCAUGCAUUCAUGCCCCCCAUAUUCCCAUGCACACAAAUACCCAUCUCUCCAUCCCUCGCUCGGCUGUUGUUUUCGUUGUAUUUCUUAAAUCUCGAUCAAACCAUAGUUUGGCAUCUCUUUCUUGCUUACCAUUUACUUUCUUUCCAUGGUAAAUGAUACCACACAAAAAUAAAUAACCAGAAUUAUUUUA
This is a messenger RNA of Triplophysa dalaica, 3306 nucleotides long. RefSeq names its product leukocyte receptor cluster (LRC) member 9 (gene leng9). Gene Ontology annotation, molecular function: metal ion binding. The transcript is spliced from 7 exons. NCBI's taxonomy places the organism in Eukaryota, Metazoa, Chordata, Actinopteri, Cypriniformes, Nemacheilidae. The coding region runs from base 290 to 1882 and encodes 530 amino acids. The record is from RefSeq and is a predicted model, not a curated record.